Messenger RNA from Naumovozyma castellii, 1029 nucleotides. RefSeq names its product cleavage polyadenylation factor subunit FIP1 (gene FIP1). The record is from RefSeq and is a predicted model, not a curated record. Lineage: Eukaryota; Fungi; Ascomycota; Saccharomycetes; Saccharomycetales; Saccharomycetaceae. Bases 1 to 1029 code for a protein of 342 amino acids. The transcript has a single exon.
AUGAGCUCCAGUGAAGACGAAGAUGACAAAUUUCUAUACGGUUCCGAUACAGAAGAGGCACCAUCCUCAAAUAAGAGAAGUCUAGAUACAAUUGACGAGCAAACCAAACGAAGAAAAGUAGACACACCGCAACAGCCCACAGCGACCAUAGAAUCAGACGAAUAUGAUUCGGAAUCAGACGAUGAAUCCGACGUAGAAUUUAUUCUUUCAACGGGGCCGGAUAUUCAUAGGUUGGAUUCAAAUAGCACCCUCGUGGCAUCAAGUACGACACCCGUCAGUACCAUACAACCCGUUGUUAAUGCAAUUAGUGUGGCUACGGAUGAACUCGCAAAAGAUGAUGAGACUCAAACGCCCAUGACAAAGGAAACAACAACGGCAACUAAUGGUUACUCUAUAAAUAAUGAUGAAACUGCCACGUUGACCUCCGAUUCAUUGAAGAAUAAUAAUACAAUGUUGGGGUCCAUCGAUUUGGAUAAAGAUGGAUUGUUUGAAGGUGAAUCCAUAACAAAUAUCGACCCAGAAGUGUUAAGAGAGAAACCUUGGAGACAACCGGGAGCUAAUUUAUCUGAUUAUUUUAAUUAUGGGUUCAAUGAAUACACAUGGACGGAAUAUCUAAAUAGGCAAGAAAAAUUGAGAGCUGAUUAUAACCCAAGAAGGAUAUUGAUGGGGUUGAUGACAUUGCAACAGCAAGGUAGAUUGGACCCUCAACCUAAACAAAAUCAAACAAACCAGAAUAUACCAAGCAUGGCUUCUCCAAUGCCAAACACAAAUCAACCCCAAAUGAAUAUGAAUAUGAAUUAUCAAAGCAUACCGAAUAAUAUGAUGAACAACCAAAAUAAACCCAAUAAUGCAGCUCCUCCAAUGCUACCUGCAGGUUUCCCACCUGCCCCAUUUGGUAUGUUUGGAGGAUUCGGGUUUCCACCACCACCAUUCAUGGCACAGCAACCAAAUCUAAAUCCAAACCAAAAUUCAAAUCCAAAUCCAAACCAAAGUCCAAACUCAAUACCAAUGUUGCCAAACAAGAAAUAG